This is a messenger RNA of Talaromyces marneffei, 1971 nucleotides long. RefSeq lists its product as uncharacterized. Gene Ontology annotation, molecular function: DNA binding; DNA-binding transcription factor activity, RNA polymerase II-specific; zinc ion binding. Bases 1 to 1971 code for a protein of 656 amino acids. The record is from RefSeq and is a predicted model, not a curated record. Lineage: Eukaryota; Fungi; Ascomycota; Eurotiomycetes; Eurotiales; Trichocomaceae. Gene Ontology annotation, biological process: regulation of DNA-templated transcription; DNA-templated transcription. The transcript has 5 exons. Gene Ontology annotation, cellular component: nucleus.
AUGGCUACACGCAGGCGUAACGGACAGCUAGCCUCAUGCGAGCCCUGUCGCAAAUCCAAACUUCGCUGUGAUCAUUCGAGUCCAACUUGCAAACGUUGUCUUCACCGUGACCAUACGGUCGGUAUGGUAACUAAGCCCAAAAUAAAAGCUUCGAGGCGUCAUAAGAAUACAGUCCUUGAUGCCGCCGCUUUUGACUGGAUGUCUUGGUGUCCGCCAACCGAGCAAUCGUUUCCAUCAGAGUUCAUUAUCGACCGGGACAAGAAACGCCGUUUCAAGCUAGGCUUUUUGGGUCCAACAAGUCAUUUAGAGAGCUUCACAGCAGAUGUGGUCGAUAUCGAGUUAGAUACGAACUCGGCCGAAGCCGUGAGCUACCAACAGAUCGAGGUUGGGGCCCAAAUACUUUCGCUUUUAGAGCAAAUUCCAUAUUACCUGGACCUGGUUUCGGAGCGUUAUAAACUCUUCAAAGGGUGGAUAUUUCCACCUCAGACAGUCUUUCUAGCUCUUGAACAGUUAUCUGCUACAUAUGGUAAAAUCACCGAUCAUUCACGAGCUAGAAAGAAGUAUUCUCGUCUAUUGAAUUGGUCACAAUCAAUAUUUCGCAAUACGGCAUCGAGGCUCUACACCCACCCGCAGAUGACACUAAUGGAAUAUGUCACAGUCUUAUCGCAACGCUGGGAAAUCAUUGGCAUGAUUUUCGCGUUGAUCGGUACAGCGACUUACCAGCUUGCGCACGAUAUUCAUAUAUUUCAUCGGGAAGGGAUACCAGGAGGAGACAGAUAUGGAUUACGUAACAUGGCGAUGGCUACUAGUGAAAUGUGCAUACAAUUUUGCAGUAGUAUGGGUAUUAUCACAGAGCCUUUUUGCUGGGCAGCGAUGCAGCACACCGUAUUCGUUGCCGAGAUGCAUGGUUGCCGUGAUCCUAGAACCUGGCAGAGCUUAGGUAAUGUGACAAGCUUGGUGUUCGCCCUUGGUUUGCAUAAUUACUACCCCGACGUUACGGCCUCGCCCCUUAUAGAAGAGAUUCGAAAAAGAACUAUGGCCGCAGCAUAUGCUCUAGACAAGGAUGUAUCUAUGGUCGUAGGUCGUCCUCCUCGCAUCUGUUGGCGCUACUGCAAUAUCAAGUACCCUUUAGAUGUUGCUUGGGACGAUCUGGUGUCGAACUAUGAGACUGCUGUCCAGCGCUUAGAUUUUAGUGGUUGGAAUACAGACGGUGAUUUAGAGAGGGGAUCGAAGCCGCGCAUCGCACUUCUUGUGGGCAUUAUUCAGGAGAAAGUUUUAGAAGUCCUGCUCAAUGAUCAGCCUAUUGGAUUGGAGGAAAAGAUAAAGGAGAUUUGCCUUGAAUCCAGCCAAAUUCGCGUUCACCUUCCAUCAUAUCUUCAAUGGAGCCCGCAGACGAAAAUUCCUAGUGUCAUCUCUCUACACCUGGAAUUCUUGUAUCAGGACUUCCUUAUGUACAGAUCACUAGUGAAUCAGACGUCGAAAGGCUCCGGCAUGCUUGUUAGCACGUCUCUAGAUAUUCUUAGCAUCCUACUUGAUUGGAUCUCAAACGAAGCAGGACUUGGCAGAAUCUCUCCGUGUUCCAUUUCAGCCUUUCGCUUCAUUGGUCUGCCUGUAGCAGGUGUCUUGUCGACCGAAUUAUUCCGGCACUUUCAGACACCGUUUGAUCCGGCAGCAGAGACAAUGUUUCCCCGCUCAACGAUCACUAAAAUGCUCAGCGAUUUUGCAACACACCUUCAGACAAUCUCUUUACUGCAAGAGGGCGGCAAUGAUCUAUACUUCAAUGAGCGGGUUUAUAUAUGCAGAGUUCUAGAUCAAGUUCUCUCACACAGACCUAGAACCCAGUUCGAACCUAACAAAACUGGGGAAUGCGAAAUUACAUGCGGACACGAAGGAUUGAUGGAAGACAUCAACUUGAUGGAGCUGCUGGACCAUUUUGAGUGGGAUCCGAACAAUCUUUUAUUCUCCAACUGA